Cricetulus griseus (Chinese hamster) is the source of this 1815-nucleotide messenger RNA. The record is from RefSeq and is a predicted model, not a curated record. NCBI's taxonomy places the organism in Eukaryota, Metazoa, Chordata, Mammalia, Rodentia, Cricetidae.
AUGAUUUUGUCUAAGAAAGGGAAGCUGCUGCUGUUCCUGGGCUCCCAGAUGCUAGUUAUGGCACUCUUCUUCCAUAUAUCCGGUCAUAGGGACUUCUUCCAGACCGAAGAGCCUAAGAGGCCCAUGCAUGUGCUGGUCCUGUCUUCCUGGCGGUCGGGGUCCUCUUUUGUGGGGCAGGUUUUUGGACAGCACCCAGAUGUCUUCUACCUGAUGGAGCCUGCCUGGCAUGUGUGGAUGAGUUUUACCAGCAGCACGGCCUGGAAGCUGCAUAUGGCCGUGCGGGACCUUCUGCGUUCCACUUUCCUGUGUGACAUGAGUGUCUUUGAUGCCUACAUGAAACCAGGCCCCCGAAAACAGUCCAGCCUCUUCCAGUGGGAACAAAGCCGGGCCCUGUGCUCAUCACCUGUCUGUGACUUCUUCUCUAGUGACCAGAUAAGCUCAGCUGAGGAUUGCAAGCUGCUCUGUGCUCAGCAGCCCUUUGAUAUGGUGGAGAAGGCCUGCCGCUCUCACAGCCAUGUGGUACUCAAGGAGGUGCGUUUCUUCAACCUGCAGGCCCUUCACCCACUGCUCACAGACCCUUCCCUCAACCUGCACGUCGUACACCUGGUCCGAGACCCCCGGGCUGUGUUCCGAUCUCGAGAACGCACCAGAGGAGACCUCAUGAUUGAUAGUAAGAUUGUGCUGGGAGAGCAUUUGAAAAUUAUCAAGGAGAAAGACCAUCCCUAUUAUACCAUGCAGAUCAUCUGCAAAAGCCACGUGGACAUAGUCAAGGCCAUACAAGCCCUGCCUGAAGUGCUGCAGCAGCGCUUUCUGCUCCUGAGGUAUGAGGACUUGGUUCGGGAACCCCUGGCCCAGACCUCCAGACUAUACAAAUUUGUGGGGUUGAAAUUCUUGCCCCAUCUCCACACCUGGGUUCACAACGUCACCCGUGGCAAGGGUAUGGGUCAGCAUACCUUCGACACUAACUCCAGGGAUGCUGUCAACGUCUCCCAGGCAUGGCGUUGGUCCUUGCCUUAUGAAAAAGUUUCUCAACUUCAAGAUGCCUGUAGUGAGGCUAUGGAUUUGCUGGGAUACCGCAAGGUCAGAUCCCAACAAGAGCAAGGCAACCUGUCGCUGGAUCUUCUGUCUUCCUCCCCUAAAUUAGGGCAAGUCCAGUGAGAAGGCUUAGGAGAUCUAUCUGUACCAACUGGUUCCAGCCUCAGCCACCAUUAAGUAAUCCCAAGCCUUAACUGUAUCACCAGAUGAGCAAACUGAGCAUCAAUUGUGCCUCCCCAGACACAAGCAGAAGUCUUUGUGUCUGUACUCAAGUCUAUACUACUCAAGUCUGAGCCUAAAGCCAAGAAGCAAUCUCUGUCUAUCUUGAAAAGACUCAGGAACCUUGAGCAGUCCCUUUGUGUCUGUACUCAAGUCUAUACUACUCAAGUCUGAGCCUAAAGCCAAGAAGCAAUCUCUGUCUAUCUUGAAAAGACUCAGGAACCUUGAGCAGUCCCUUCAGGCCACCAAGCAAGAUGGCUGCCUUUCUUCUCUUCUUGGCCUCCCUACCUGUGCAUACCUCAGAGACUGUGGCCUGGAGGCCAACUAGACAUCAAGCAGCAAUGAGAAAGUGAAAAUUAAAAACCAGAGAAAUGGGACCUUCACCAAAGAGCUCCCGAAACUUCCACAUAGACCUGGACUCUGGACUCUCAGAGUUUCCAGUAGAUUCAAGGAAUCGGGCGCAGGGGUGGCUGCUUACCUGUGAGUCUGCCCAUUGCACUGUCAGUUACUAGAAAUAGGAAGCGAACACUGUGCCUGCCCAAUGGGACCAGCACUCGAGUU